Messenger RNA from Dryobates pubescens (Downy woodpecker), 749 nucleotides. RefSeq names its product transmembrane protein 52B (gene TMEM52B). NCBI's taxonomy places the organism in Eukaryota, Metazoa, Chordata, Aves, Piciformes, Picidae. The transcript is spliced from 5 exons. The record is from RefSeq and is a predicted model, not a curated record.
AUGGGGAUGCACAGCCCAGUCAUGAUCUGCUUUGUUUUGGGAUGUUUCUUAUGGCUCCCUCAAGUGAGAGGGGAGGAAGGCUGUCUCAAUGCUGAACUCUGCUCAGGUACGGAGUGGGACCGGCUGUGGUAUAUCUGGUAAGAUGUCUUUCUGUCCUAAUUCUGCAUCUUCUCCCUUUCCAGGCUACUGAUGGUGAUUGGUGGACUUCUGCUCCUUUGUGGUGUGGUUUCCAUCUGUGUGAGAUGCUGUUUGCAUUGCCAUCAGGCAGGAGAGGAAUCAGGUCCUCAGCCCUACGAGGUCACCGUCAUUGCUUUUGAUCAUGACAGCACCCUCCAGAACACCAUUACCUCUCUCCAUUCCGUGUUUGGGCCUGCUGCCAGGACGAUAUUAGCAGUGGCACAUUCCCACAACGCUGUCCAGGGAGCACCACCCCUCUCAGCAGCAGACACCCCUCCAGUCUAUGAAGAAGCUCUGCACAUGAGCAGAUUCACCGUGGUCAAGUCGGGACAGAAAGCGCCAGACCUGGAUCCGGUGCCAGAGGAAAAACCGCAGGUGUCUGCUGAGGGCAAGGAUGUCCAAGCAGCCUCCCCAGGACACUAGUGCCUCUUUUUACUGCAUGGCAAGUAAUGCCCACUAGUUACAGGCAGAAACUGAUUAUUCUGAGCAGGGUUAGGAAUUUUAGAUUAACCUCUGUAGUCUAAUGAGAAAGGGACUGAAACAGUUUCAGAUCCAGCAUAAUCCUGUGGCUC